AUGUCUGUCAAAUUCAACAUCGAGGUCCCCAGUGAUGAGCUCAAGGCACCUGAGAUCGGGCAUGGAGGAUAUGAUGGGUUCAACCCACGUUCUGAAAUUCUGCCAAGUGGAGGCGUCACGGCUCCGGGAAGACGACUUUUUCCAUGUGAUAUCCUUGUCGAGCAUGAUGUCGCGAUUGUGGUGAGAGAUGGAUGCCGUCUCUAUGCCGAUAUCUACCGGCCUCCCGCAGCUCGCGAGCGAUCUACACCUGCCAUUCUCUGCUGGAGUCCCUUUGGGAAGAAGUUCAAUGGCAUAGAUUCACUCAAAUUGAUGACUCCUUGGAAUCUUGGUAUCCCAGAUGGCACUCUCAGUGGAUUGGAGAAAUUUGAAGCGCCCGACCCUGUGGAAUAUGUGGAUCGUGGGUAUGCUAUGGUGAAUAUUGAUUCACGUGGAGCAUUUGACUCAGAAGGAAAGAUGGCAAUCAUGGGAACUCAAGAGGCAGAAGAUGGGUUCGAUGUGAUUGAAUGGCUUGCGAAGCAGUCUUGGUGUAAUGGAAACGUUGGUAUGGCAGGAAACUCCCAUCUGGCAAUUAUCCAGUGGUUUGUGGCCGCUUUGCAGCCACCUUCCCUCAAAGCGAUCGCCCCCUGGGAAGGCUGCGGCGACUUGUAUCGGGAGCAGUUUGCCCGCGGUGGUAUCUAUGGAGGAGACCUGUUCGAUCAUCUCAUCGUAAAAUAUAUGCUUCGCGGCAGAAAUGGGAUGGAGAGCUUUCGGCGGAUGUUCAAACAACAUCCUCUUGCGAACAACUGGUGGAAUGAUAAGCGCCCCGACAUGACAAAAAUCGAUAUACCCACAUACAUCACGGGCACAUAUACCAAUACGAUGCAUGGGAUGGGUGCUAUCAGAGGGUGGCUCGAAGUUAAUUCGCCGGAGAAGUGGCUUCGCUUUCAUCCACAUCAAGAAUGGUAUGACCUAUGGGGAAACCGGGAAGGACAGGUCGAGCUUCUCUCCUUCUUUGACCGAUACUUGAAAGGUAUCGACAAUGACUGGGAAUCAACUCCACGCGUUCGAUUAGCAGUGCUGAAAUAUGGAGAGAAGGAGCCAUUAGCGAACGUGGUCGAGGAAGACUUCCCACUGCCGCGCACGGUAUACCGCAACGCCUUCUUAACGACAGAUGGGGGGUUAAGUCUAGACCAACCAGCCCCAGCAGUUGGUACUUUGUCGUACAACUCGGAAGACGUCAAUGAUAUGGCCAAAUUCACGCUCACCUUUAGUGAAAGGACUCGGCUAAUCGGGAUGCCCAAGGCAGUUCUAUGGAUGCGGAACGACGAGUUCAACGACAUGGACAUAUUUGUUGUUCUAAGCAAAUUGUCAACAUCAGGGGACCAACUUCUCAGCUUGAACAUUCCCUGGACUAAUUUACCAAUUUCCAAGAUUGCGGACAUCCCAGAAGAUCUUCAAACGGAAGUCAUCUUAUAUCAAGGUCCGACGGGAAUUAUGCGUGCCUCAAAUCGGGCUAUCGACCCAUCUCGGUCAAUGCAUCCUAACUGGCCAUAUUAUACGCAUGAAACAGAGGAGAAGAUUGAUCCUGGCACGGUGGUGAGGUUAGAAAUUGGUAUCUGGUGUAUGGGAAUUGAAUUUGAAGAGGGUGAAAGUCUUCAGCUGCAAGUGAGUGGGCACUAUCAAGGAAUCUCAAAGUUUGGGACGACCGAGCAUAUCAACAAUAAGGGACGUCAUUGGGUUCAUGUGGGAGGCGAGUAUGAUAGUCAUCUAGUCCUCCCGUUUGUCUGA
Molecule: messenger RNA, 1767 nt
Organism: Penicillium macrosclerotiorum
Lineage: Eukaryota; Fungi; Ascomycota; Eurotiomycetes; Eurotiales; Aspergillaceae
Product: CocE/NonD family hydrolase
Exons: 1
Coding region: 1-1767 (588 amino acids)
Molecular function (GO): dipeptidyl-peptidase activity
Source: RefSeq, a predicted model, not a curated record